AUGGUCUGUUCCAAUGUCUCGUGAUCACCAGGAAGUAAACUUUCAAGCAAAGUCCCUUUAAGACAAGUGUUAUUCUAUAGUCUUUGUUCUCCAGUCAGUGAAUCUUGUUGUGAACAGUCGUUCUCGAGUAAAUUUUGUAUUAACCGUCUGUAUUUAAAAUGCCUCUACUUCGUGGCGGAACAUCCGAGACGAAAGAUGCCACUGAAGAGGUGCAGAAAAUAUGCGAUGAGAUGAAGUCUCAUGCCGAGACUAAAGCUGGCCGCACGUUUGACGUUUUCACCGCCAAAUCCUUUAAAACACAAGUUGUUGCGGGGACAAAUUACUUCAUUAAGGUGCAUAUAGGUGAGGAUGACUAUAUUCAUCUACGUGUAUAUAAAACCCUGCCUCAUGCUGGAGAAAAACUGGAGCUGCACAGCAUUCAGACAUCCAAAGCUCAUCAUGAUGCCAUUGAAUACUUCUGAAGCAAACCUCCAGAAAGAUCAAAUCAUCAUGAAUAUUGACCAAAACCCCAGUUACCAUUUUUACACUGUAAAUGUUUAGGCCUACAUUAACAUCUGAAGAUGAAACAUGUUAAAGGUGCUAAAGAGGAUGUUUUGUUUUAUACAUUUUUGCAAUAUUACUUGAAACUGUCUUUACUAACUGAUAAAAGACUAUUUAUUAGGUGCACUGAAAGGAAUAAUAUUAAUAUACAU
Messenger RNA from Megalobrama amblycephala (Wuchang bream), 692 nucleotides. Its product is annotated as cystatin-B-like. Lineage: Eukaryota; Metazoa; Chordata; Actinopteri; Cypriniformes; Xenocyprididae. Gene Ontology annotation, cellular component: cytosol. Gene Ontology annotation, molecular function: cysteine-type endopeptidase inhibitor activity. The record is from RefSeq and is a predicted model, not a curated record.